This is a messenger RNA of Mugil cephalus (flathead mullet), 770 nucleotides long. RefSeq names its product translocase of inner mitochondrial membrane 8 homolog B (yeast) (gene timm8b). Bases 107 to 376 code for a protein of 89 amino acids. The transcript has 2 exons. The record is from RefSeq and is a predicted model, not a curated record. NCBI's taxonomy places the organism in Eukaryota, Metazoa, Chordata, Actinopteri, Mugiliformes, Mugilidae.
UGAAACCGAAGGUCACCCAGACUCCCCUUCGCUCCCUUCAGCCUCUUGAUAGCACCGGGUGUUGCUCCAGUGCUCAGCCGCGUUGUAACUAUUUAAUAAGAAAGCCAUGGACAGUUUUGAUAAUCUCAGCGCGUCGGAGAAAGCGGAGGCGUCGGAGCUUCAGCGUAUGAUCGCCGUGGAGCAACAGAAAGCCCAGUUCCAGGCUCAGGUGCACAGUUUCACUGACAUCUGCUGGGACAAGUGCGUGGACAGUCCGGGCUCCAAGCUGGACCACCGGACGGAGACGUGCCUGGUGAGCUGCGUCGAGCGCUUCAUCGACACCACCCUGGCGAUCACCAACCGCUUCACGCAGAUGGUGCAGAAGGGCGGUCACUGAUAACGGACUACCACGGGACUGUGUUAUGACAUGAACGACAGGUGUUUUGUAUUCCUAACGUGUUGAUGGGAGACGACGUGAAGAGGACUGAUGUUGCCGGCAGGGGAACUGGGGGAAGCUGCAUGCUUCAGCCUGUGAGCUGAGAAGUCGUGUAAUGGGACGCAAGCAAACCUGUUCACCAGUGCAGCCUGUCUGUGAUCCUCAACAGGGUCUAGUCCAGGUCCCUUUAAGAAGGUUUUAGGAAGGUAUUAAAAAUUUAAAAUGUUCUACAACUCUAAAAUAUUGCGUGAGUCUUCCUUUCAUCACUGUACAGCUCAGUUUAUUUAUGUCGUGUGCCAAAAAGAUUAGGAAAAUUAUGUCAACAAAACUAAGAACUAUAAAACUCCAAAAAAGA